AUGCGGGGGAUAGAAAAUGCCCAGGAUGGCGUCCAAGGAUAGGGCUCAGGCACCUGAGAAAAAUAUUGAAAGGAAUCCCCAGUGGUGGAAGAAGGACUUGAGAAGAACAGCUUUCGUGUGAGGAAGGAAGUCUCCAAGGCUGUACAACAGGUAGUAGCAGGCUUGUUGAAGGUGGCAUGAGGCAGAUCUACUGGGAAAUAAUGAGAAUAGGGCCCCUGGAAGAGUUGCUGGAGAAGCACAUCCUCAGGACUGUCCUGUUAGAGACUGCUGGGACGGAUGUGAAAUACCUGUGAGUGGGGAGUGUGCAUGGGUGGAGAGGCACCAGAAUGCUGCUCUGUUCUGUGACACAGAUUUUACAAGGGGAGCAGAAAUCCAGUCUAUGAGAAAGAUGGUGGAAGCAAGCUUUCCUCAGUGACAGGAGGCAGGAGCUGAUCAUUCUUGGUGUUUCUUUCCAUCUGUACAUCUCACUUGUCCAUCUCUACCUUGUCCAGGCACAUCUUGGGGCUACCAUAUAUGCUUCCACACUCUCUGGUCCCUUUUACUUGCCUUCUCAUCAGUAUGGUCUGUAAGCUCCUCAGUAAGCAGUGCAGCUGGUGUGUGUGUCCAAGGCAGAGGUGUGCUGGGCAGCCUGGGUGUGCCCUUGCUCUUGCUGCUGUCACCUGGUGAGCUGGUGCAGGCAGACUCCCAGAAUUUAGGAGCGUCAAGUGGGGAAGGCCUUUAACUGUAUUUGUCCUGGUUUAGGGCAAAUCUGGUGGAGAGCCUCCUCAACAGAAGGCUGGUGGCAAAAGCCACCCAUAGGAGAAUGGAAGAGCUGUUGACAAAGCUGAAAUGAAAGCUCUGCUUUCCCAGGGGAGCAGGCCAAAUGUCCUGGUGCUGAGACAGACAACAGCAUUCUGUGGGGAUCCACUUCAGCAACAGACAAACGGGGUGCGUGGGUUUGCCAAUGCACAUGCUGCUACUGGAGAGUGGGGAAGAUUAUUGACUGAGUUGCAAGAUUUGUAAGACCCGGGUUUUGAAUUGUUACAGUCUAUUUAGAAAUGAAAUCACUGAAAUCCCACUCACUUUUGUGUAAGUGAGAUAAUUAGUCAGUAAAAUACGGACUGAGUGUGGUAACUCCUGUCUUGUGCCAGGCUGGCAGGCACUGGAGCAGCCAGGCUCUCUGCUGGUAAAAGUUUGUGCCCCAGAGAAAAUGGAACAACGUGAAACAACCUCAUGCAGAAAUUUCUCUAACCAACAAAGUUUCAAGACGUGAAAAACUCAACCAAACAAGAUUAUUCCUCAAGCACAGAGCAAAAAUGUGCUGCCAAAUUUGUCAGAUAAGAAUACAUAACAAAAACCAAAACCAAACCUUCAUGCUACCUGAGGCUUGUCUCUGUAUCUCACUGACCAUGCAGGGACAGGUUCCCAGAACUCAGUGACCUUAACGCUAGGUUCUAGUGACCUUGUCCUUCCCAGAUCACCUUGCUGGCAUUUUAAGGUGCCCAGAGGAAGUGUAAACUGUCUGGUGUCACUGAUACUUACACCACUUGCUGCCUCCCUGGUGUGUGACUGGGAACCUCAGGCUCCCAUGGGAUACCUGCUUAUAUCCUUGUGUAAAUAGAGGGUCCCAUCAGGUGGGAACAUCUGCCAGGUGCUUCCCUUUCUUUACCUUUUUGUAGGUACAUUUCUGUCAGACAAGGUGAAGUUUGCACACACAGAGCAAACUGGAUGCUGUCAGCAUAGGACUUGCUCAUUUAUUUUCAUUACUGAGAAGGGUAAAGUUCCCUGUCUUACACUCGGCUCUGGUCUUCUGGUAAUUGUUGCUUGGUGGUCUGUUGGGGUCACUUAACUGGUGUUUAGCUGCAUGAUCUGAGUAGUUCCAUGACACAAAAUUAGACUGAACUCCACUAGCCUUGCAUGCAGUUUGACAUGUUCUCUGGAUCACAUGGUGUGGCCAGUAUGUGCACGGUGCUGAUGCCAGUGAGCAGGGCACGCUCUGCUGUGACCCGGGUGGGCAGGCUGGCUGUGUGAGCCGAGUGGGCUCAGAGGAAAGCACCAGCUCAGGGGAGUGUCUGAGGGCUGAAAGGGAGCACUAAAGCUGUGCAGGGGCUCUGUGCAAGGCUGGAUAUCAAGAAAGAGGAGGAAGUGGAGAGGGUCUAAAAGAUAAUUACCUCCAACUUUUCCCAUCCUUUUACCUAUUUCUACCAUUUAUUUGGCUUUGAUUAAAACUAGCUGUCCUGUAGCUUAUUUUAAAAUCUUCCUAGUGCCAAUGGCUCAGGUGCAACUGGUAGAUGGGUGGCAGUGCUGGAGACAUAUGCGGAGCCAAGAGGUGAACAAAGGCUUGGAGAUGUGUGUGGAGCUGCUGGGGUCAUGCUGUUGUGGUCUGGGCAGCACUGGGCAAUACACUGAGUAGGCAUGAAACCAUUUCCAUCUCUAUCGUCUUAGCAACGUUUCGUCCCCAUUUCUACCCUUCAAGCUCCCCUGCCCUCCCUGAAGGUAUCCCCUUCACAGCAGGGCACUGCUGAGGUACUGCUGCCUGAGUGGAGAGCCUUUAUCAGCCUCUUGGCCCCAGCGUUUGGUCACAAGGUUUCCUGGAAUAGAACAGCUGAGACUUCAGCUGUGCCCAGCCUGAGCCAGAGAGGGGUGUGAUAUGUUCCCCUCCCUGUGAACGCCCUGGGCUGGCAGGCAGGCAGGCAGACUCUCAGCCCAAACAAGGCUGCCGGUGGGGCUGUGCCUCAGAGCCUGGCUGGGUGCACCGGCAGCUCCUGUCCUGCUCUCUGGGGAGAGCCUGCUCGGGUGCUAUGGGCAGCACCACAGGCGGAAGAGACGAGAGCCAGGAGCCCAUCCGCACACGGCAGGCACAUGGCCCUGCCCAGGUGUUCUGGCAGGCCCUGCUGGCUGGGGAUCAGGGCACCAUAGCCGAGAUCCUCGGAGAUCCUCAGAACAACCUGGGCGCCAGCAUUGUGUUUGACAGCAGCGACCUGGAAGAGUGGAAGAAUUACCGCUUCAACCCCCGCGGGCUGAGACUGUGGUCGCUGAGCUACGAGCAGGAGCUGACCACGCCGCUGCACAUCACGGCGGGCCGGGGCUACACGGAGUGCCUGCGGCUGCUGCUGCUGCGCGGCGCCGCCGUGGACCUGGCCCCGGGCGGCAGGACGGCCCUGCACGAGGCCUGCGCGGCCGCCAGCGCGGCCUGCGCGCGGCUGCUGCUCCGCGCCGGGGCCGACCCCGAGGCCGUGUCUGAGCAGGGCCACCGGCCCCUGCACCUCUGCAAGAGCUCCGACUCCAUCGGGUGUGUCCAGGAGCUGCUGCAGCACGGUGCCAGUGUGAACAGCCAGACGGAGGAGGAGCGGGACACAGCGCUGCAUGUGGCAUCGCGGCACGGCCUGGCAGAGCACGUCCAGCUGCUCCUGCGCCACGGGGCUCAGCUGGAGCUGAGGAACAAGGAGGGGCAAACGCCGCUGAAUGCUGCCUGUGCCCAGCAGCACCAGCCCCAGGAGAUGGACCGCUACUACCGCGUGUGCCAGCUGCUGGUGGAGAGCGGUGCCAGCGUCAACGCCGAGGACCGCGACCGGCAGCACCCGCUGCACCUGGCCUGCAAGAAUGCCAACGCUCAAAUCGCGGAGCUACUGUUGGCCCGUGGUGCCAAUGUCAAUGUCAUGAACUACGGCGGCAACACGGCCCUGCACAACAUCCUGCAGGUGGCUGCCUACCGGCGGGAGCACCGCCCGGAGCUCGUGGUGCGAGCGCUGCUCAACCACGGCGCCGUGCGCGUCUGGCCGGGCUCCCUCCUCAAGGUGCUGCGGUGCUGCCACAGCUGCCCGCGUGUUAUCGAGGCCCUGGUGAACAGCUACAGCCACGUGCGCGUCUCCGAGGACUGGCUGGCAGCAGUUCCAGCAGAGGUGGUGCAGACCUCGCUCCCUGCAGCACCUGGCUCGCUGUGCGCUCAGGAGCCUCCUGGAGGGCCGGCUGCUGCUGGUCCUGUCCCAGCUGCAUCUGCCCAGUGCCCUGCACCAGUUCCUGCUGCUCGGCUUCGAGGACGUUCUCUACUAGGGGUGGCAGUUCCAGUCCUGCUGUGCCUUUCUGUGCACAUGUUCCACCUGCCAGUGCAGUCUGUGCUUUGGCAGCUCCCCCCUUCCCCUCAAUCCAUCCUGCCUGGCCACAUCAGCCCCCUGUGCCAGGCCUGCUGCUGGGUCCCGGUCCCAGCUAGCCUUUUGCUCGGCAUCAUGCACCUGUUUGGGAGUGUUCUGUUUGUCCAUGCUAAUCCAGACAGACUCCAGACUAACAAAAGGAGGUAUGGGAAUUAGGGAAUUUUGUGGUACAAGGAGCGAAGACACUGCGUGGAUCACAGGCUUAGUAGCAGGUUACCAGAUUCCCUAUCCCAAAUCCAAACACCCUAGCCUGUACUAGGCAACUCUGGUGCCCUGGAUGAUUGCUGUGGUCCUGUCUUUAGUCAAGUUGCUUGGUCUGUACCCAAAGGUGUUUGGAAUAAAUCCUGUUCUUUAUACCAAA
This is a messenger RNA of Melospiza melodia melodia, 4491 nucleotides long. It is a transcript of the gene ASB10, whose product is annotated as ankyrin repeat and SOCS box containing 10. Gene Ontology annotation, cellular component: nucleus; cytoplasm. Gene Ontology annotation, biological process: intracellular signal transduction. The transcript is spliced from 6 exons. NCBI's taxonomy places the organism in Eukaryota, Metazoa, Chordata, Aves, Passeriformes, Passerellidae. Bases 2781 to 4286 code for a protein of 501 amino acids. The record is from RefSeq and is a predicted model, not a curated record. Gene Ontology annotation, molecular function: protein binding.